CAGGGGCCGGGCCGGGCCGGGCCGACUCCGAGGCUCCCAGUCGCUGCUGUGGCCGCGGGCAGGUGGGGCUACGGGUGAAGAAACCAAGACGCAGAGAGGCCAAGCCCCUUGCCUUGGGUCACACAGCCACAGGAGGCAGAGCCAGAACUCACAACCAGGUCUGUGUCCUCUAAGUCCUCUGAUGCAUCGUCCCUUCCCCGCCGCCCUCCCUGGAGACUGAGGGAGAGAAGCAGGGACAGAGGCAGUGCUGGGUGUCCCGGGAGAAGGCUGCAGUGAGCGGGCCCAGCCAUCCCUGAGGGAGGAGCCCCGGGGCAGCAAAGUUUUCCCUGGAAACACUUUGAAAACACCCACCUCUUGGAGACUGAGAUACUGAGGAACAAGAGUGUUGAGGCCAGGGUAAGCCAAGACAGGGGAGAGCAGUUCCUCAUUGAAACCCCCACUAGGAACGUUCUCCCACCACCUUUACCAGUGCUGGGUGUGGAGGCUCUUGCAGGCUCAGCUAGUGACUUGGCCUGUCUGUGCCUCAGUUUCUGCAUCUGUCCUCUGGGGUUAAGCAUGUGCCUACCUCACAGUAUUACUGAGAAGAUGACAGGAGAUGCUUGGUGCACCCCUGGCACCACGUUACUACCAAAAGUUCAUGGUUCCCGUGCCUCCACCCUCCCUCCUGCCCCUCUGAGAAUACUUCUCUGUCCUGGGCACCUUUAACUUCAGAUUGUUCAGAGCUAUCUGAGAUCUGCAGGAUUUCCGGACAGCCCCACCAGCAACUAGGAGCUGCUUGAGUAAGACUGAGAUCCAGAAGCAACAGGGACAUGACCACCUGGGACGAAAAGGCAGUCACCCGCAGGGCCAAGGUGGCUCCCGCCAAGAGGAUGAGCAAUUUCUUAAGGCACUUCACGGUCGUGGGGGACGACUACCAGGCCUGGAACAUCAACUACAAGAAAUGGGAGAAUGAAGAGGACGAGGAGGAGGAAGAGCAGCCGCCACCCACACCAGCCUCAGGCGAGGAAGGCAGAGCUACAGCCCCUGACACUGCCCCUGGCGCCGCACCCAGGACCCGCCUUGACUUCAGGGGCACGUUGAGGAAACUGUUCGGCUCCCACAGGUUUCAGGUCAUCAUCAUCUGCUUGGUGGUUCUGGACACCCUCCUGGUGCUUGCUGACCUCAUCCUGGAGCUGAAUAUCAUCCAGACUGACAAGAAUCACUAUGCCACCAAGGUGUUCCACUACAUGAGCGUCACCAUCUUGUCCAUUUUUAUGAUGGAGAUUAUCUUUAAAUUAUAUGUCUUCCGCCUGGAGUUCUUUCACCACAAGUUUGAGAUCCUGGAUGCCGUAGUGGUUGUGGUCUCAUUCGUCCUCGACGUCGUCCUCCUACUCCGGAAGCAUGACUUUGAGGCUCUUGGCCUGCUGAUUCUGCUCCGGCUGUGGCGGGUGGCCCGGAUCAUCAAUGGGAUUAUCAUCUCGGUUAAGACACGUUCAGAACGGCAACUCUUACGGUUAAAACAGAUGAAUGUACAGUUGGCUGCCAAGAUUCAACACCUUGAGUUCAGCUGCUCUGAGAAGGAACAAGAAAUUGAAAGACUCAACAGGCUAUUGCGACAGCAUGGACUUCUUGGUGAAGUGAACUAGACCCAGACCAGCUCCCGCCAAAGAGAAGACAUUGCCUCAUGGGCCUGUGCUGUCACAAGAGGAACAGCUGCCCUUCCUGGGCCACUUGGUGAGGGGUUCUGUUUGAUGCCUGUGCCUCCCUCUUGCCAGCAUGGAUUCUGGGUGGACACGGCCUUGUGAAAGGAGGGUCCAGUAUCACCAAGAGCUGCCCAUUCAUUCCCACCCUGCACUGUAUCAAAUGUAUCACAUUUUCGCAUGUUGAACACUUUAGCCUUGCUUGAAAAUGAGCAACAAAGCUGGACAAUUGCUAGUUGUACAUAAAAUUUAAUCUCAUUGAAUGUACAGUUUUCAAAUUUCACAUGUUAAAGAACCAAUGUAUCCUUUCAUAUGAGCAUUCUGAAAGAAA
Saimiri boliviensis boliviensis (Bolivian squirrel monkey) is the source of this 2010-nucleotide messenger RNA. Lineage: Eukaryota; Metazoa; Chordata; Mammalia; Primates; Cebidae. The record is from RefSeq and is a predicted model, not a curated record.